This is a messenger RNA of Ambispora gerdemannii, 447 nucleotides long. The record is from the annotation of a GenBank genome assembly. Lineage: Eukaryota; Fungi; Glomeromycota; Glomeromycetes; Archaeosporales; Ambisporaceae.
AUGGGUGACGCAGAUAAAAAUAAUCUCAUAGAUGACCAUUUUAUCGUUCGAAAAUUGAUUUAUCAUUAUUUGUGUUAUCGAACUCAAAAAAAAGCCAGUUUAAUGUUUGUCAAAUCGGCAACAACGUCGCGUAUGCUACGGCACGCAGUAUUGAGGGCGUAUCGGGAUUUAUUGAAGGCACAACAAGAAACAUUUUAUGCCGCACGAGAUAAAACACGAGAAGAAUUUUUACGAAAUAGAAGUUUAAAUGAAGAAUCUCAAAUUCAAGAGCAAAUUAAUCGCGCUACAGAAAUUGCCAAUACACUACGCAGAAAUGUAGUGCAGGCCGUUUCAUUAGAUCAAGAUAAAACACGAUUUCGAUUACUUUUGAAUGAGAAUCAUGAAUUGGGUGAUAACGAUUCGCUCAAACUCUCAAAAUCAUCUGCUUCUUUACAAAAAUCAUCAUAA